AUGGAUGAUGCUUAUUCUCAUUAAGCUUCAACUCCCACAGAUCGAGAUCGCAAAUCCAAAUUGGAAACCAUGAGGAAUGAGAACAUGAACUUUGUCGAGUAAUCCUAAUUAUCAUAAUCCCUAGCUCAAAUGACGUGAUAGUGGAGUACUACAAAAAUCAGUACCUAAUUUUAUUAUGGCUAAAGAUAAGCGAGUGGAUUGGAUCGUUAUUUUCUGGAAAUCGAAUCAUGGUUGGAUGAAGAUAAGACUCUCCACACCAACACACCCUUGGUUCUAGAGGCAGAUGAUGGCAUUGGCAAGAAAACGCUUUUAGUCAAAUGGAUGGAGUACCAUGCCCGGAAUAAAAAAGGAGUAACAAUAUAGUAAAUAAUAGCGAUAUCCCGAUUUCAUCAUUCCCCACUUUGCCACCUAAUCGGGCAAAAAUAGCAAUUAUUAUUAUGCCAUCUAUAGAAUCCUCAUUAAAUUGAGAGAAGCCCUCAAUAUAAAACAGAAGGUCGAAUUGCUCGAGGAGAAGCUCAGGAGAUUUUUCCAGUAUUGGCUAGAAAUUUGCAGCAGAUAAUUGGACUAACAAAUUAUCAAUGGAGCCCCAAUCAUUUAUGAUAAAGUAUAUAAACAUCCUCAUUCCCAAGGUCAUCCUAGUGUUUGAAGGCAUCGACAAUUUCAGAGAGCUAUUGGACAUGCAUCGUGAAGCCAAUGUUAAUUUUUGGUUGCCCAAAUACUUCCCCACCAAUAUCAAAGUCAUUGUAACUGCUGAGAGGUAAUCAGCCUCGAUGAAAUUGUUGAAGCCUGAUUGUCAAGUGAUACCCAUUGUAUCUGACAAAACAGUCAUGAAAUAGACAGUCAAUCACCAUUUGGGGAAACAUCUACUUAUUUAAGUAAUUUUAUAAACUAACUUACGAGAAUCCUUAGAAUCUCUUGGAUAUAUUCAUUCAAUUAAGUUACAAAGUGAGAAAUCAACCAGUUUUUGUCAGAGCCUACUUUUCAGUCUUCAUUCCAUAUCCCUCAGAAGGAGUUGUGGAAGAAAAUGAAAUUGAUUAAAGAAUUGUUGAACAAAUACUGUAACCGCUCAAUUUGAACCACUUCAAAUCCAUGAAAGUAGUGGAGGAUCUAUUUGCAUUCCAAUUGGAUUACUUUUCGAAAGCUAACAUCAUGGAAAUUGCUAAAUUCAGAAGAGUUCUCUUAGUCUUGUCUCUUACUCAAAAAGGAUUGACAUACCCAGAAAUUGAGAGUGUGUGUAACAUCACAAUCAAAGAAUGGAAACUGUUUCUAGUCUUCUUCAAAGUGUACAUUAUGAAACAUAAAGACUUGUGGAUUAUUCACAAUGAAAUCUUUAAAAAAGUAGUCAUUAAUACUUACUACGUUGACAUCAAGGAAAUCUUAGAAUUGCAUGAUAAUAUAGCCACAACUAUUGACAAGAUUACUCCCAAUUCCAUCAGAAAAUUGGAAGAAUAGACUUUCCAAUUAUUUAGUGCCAAGAAUUACUUCUCUUUAAAAGAAGUCAUAAGCAUCAUUGAGAACUUUUUGCUUCUUUUUAACCCUUCAAACAAAUAUGAUCUCUGUAGAUAUUGGUAAUCCCUCGAGGAGAAUGGAUUCGAUCCUGUUUUAGAAUACAAUAAGGCAGUUGAAGGUUUCCAAAUUCAUUAUCAUCCGUCAUCAGAAGAUAUGUUCAGGAUCAUCAUAUAGAUUUCAAGGUUUCUCAAAGAAUUUGGGGAUUUUGAAACUAAAAACACUCCAGUUUUUAGGCAUCCCCCAAUCAUAGGAGUAUUGAGUGACUUAUACGAUAUUGGAUUAUUGUAAGAAAUACUCAAGUUGGAUCUUUAUUAUGACAAAGCACCCGAAUUGAAGGAGUUUGAUCCAGCCAAACAUUUAAAGCGUGUUGCUAAACCGAAAACCGCUCCUGUGCUUUCCAACAUGGAAUCACUCAAUGUUGAAAUACAAUAGAAUAGAUAAUUGAUCAGAACACACUACCUAUCAUUGCUAUCAAGACCUAUCGAAUAAACAGAAAAUGAGGAAGAUCAGCCUUAGAGUUUGGAUGAAUUGGCUGAGGAGAUUAAUAACAGAUUAAGGAAGGUCCUUUAAUAAAAGGAAGAGAAUCUUUCCCAAGAUGUAAUGUAAACAAGCGAGCGAGAAUCUACCGAUUACUAUUAUAAGAGGUGGAUUUGGAUACAAUUUCCAUGGGCUUGUACGAGUAUUGAUAAGAAUUGCGAUUACUCUACCGUUAUCAAAUAGUGUUUCUCCUCAGCGACAGAUUACAUGAGUGUUGAGGAUGAGAAUGCAUUCACAGAGUCAGCCCUCAAAAUAGCACUUGAAGCCAAAAGAAAACGAAAGGAGAUGUACGAAUAAAAGUAGGAACAAGAAACUCGUUUGCAACUCAUUCCCCAGGUUCCAGUGUUAUAAUAAAAGGAAUAGGAGGAAAUCCUGAAAAAACAACAAAGAGAAUAGAUAGAAUUUAGUACUAUUUCAAGUUCAAGAUACAAUAGAUCAUCUGCUGUUACCUUGCCUCCAGUAUCUAAAAGGAGUGCCGUGAUUACGUAGGAGGAUGUACCCAAUGAUAAUCACAGGAACAAUUUGAUGUUCAUCACUUCAGAUUUCACAGAUUCAAAUUAUCUUAAUGAGGAAUCAAAAACAAUUAAGUUAAAUUAAACUUCAGCACCCAAUGAUGGUUAACAAACUAUGUAAAUACUUGAUUAGUUGAAGAAAUAAAAAACUAAAAUGAGGUAGUUUUCUUCCAACUCUUUGUCUCAUGAGGUCUACAAAAUAACUGAAAUAUUUCCCAUUGUCAAGUGCAAUAUCCAACAGCAUUCAACAGCAUAAUUAAAUCUGCUUCAGAAUCAGGCAAAGAUCAUGAGAUAAAAAUUGAAUUAAAUCAUCUAUGACAAUUUAUAGCUGGCUCAAACCUAUAAGAUGUUAAAGAUCAUGGAUUUCAAUAAGGGAUAUUUAAAAAAAGAACUGAAUAAUUUAGAAGGCUUGAAAUAAUAACAGCAGAAUCUUAAAUUGUAAUUAGAACAAGCAGAAAAGUAGUUGAAGAAAUCUUGUAAGACUAAAAUACGAAUUAAAAAGAUACUGAAGGUUUGCAGAGACAACAAGCAACAAAAUGAAGAAUACAUCAGACAUUUGAAUUAUUUAACACGAAACUUUGCUAAAUUGAUUAAAUUUGAAGAGUUAGAAAUUAAAAAGAGUCAAGAAAAUAUCCAAUAAGCUAAAAGACAAUUUGAUGAAUUUUUAAGGGUUUAUCGAUAGAAGAGAGAACAUCAAUCAACACUUUUGCUUCAAAUAAAAAAUAGUUUAUAUGAAAAACAGCAUUUAGAUAAAAUAUUUUAAGUGAGUGAUUUGGAGAUUACCCAAAAGGCUAAUGCUUCUAUUGAAAAAUUGAGGAAACGAUUAAACAAAAAGGAUGAUGAUACCAAAAAUAAAAAAAACAAAGAGGCUCAAGAAAAGGAAGACAAAUUGCAAAGGGAAAAACUAAUAAACUUAGAAUAGUUGUAUGAAAAGAUCAAAGGAGUAUUUGACAUCAAAAACAGCGACUAUAAUCUGAAAAAGGAGUUUAUUGAUUUUAUGGCAUAGAAGGAAAGGAAAAGUGAAUAUGAAAUUUAAUUGUCAACCAGUAGAUAAUAAUUAAGUGAGGUGUUGGAAAUAAAUAGGAAAUUGAAUGAAUAGGCUAAGACAUAUCAGAAUGCCUAUAUAUCUCUUAACGUGAAUUAAAAGGAAACAAAACCAGAUGGUAUCCUUUUAUAAUCUUAUUAAACUUAGAUUAAUCUGAAGAAAAAAAAUAAGUUACCAAUAUUUAGUUGCAAGAAUUGUAACUUAAAAAGCUUAUGGUUUUGGAUGCUCGAUUGUAAAGUUCAUUAGAUUUAAUCGCAAAGAAGUGUGGAGUGCAGGAACAGGACGUAUAUUAUAUAGAUGUAAUUCAUAGAUUUCUACGAUUUUGAAUGAGAGAAGACAACUUAUAAUCAAAAAUUAAGGACAAAAGGAUUAUCAAUAAAUUUUAUAAGAGACUUAUGAUACUAAAUAACUGUUAAAACAAUAGGCUCCUUUUUAUUUUCCUAAAAGAUACAUCGUAAAUAACACCAACAAUGUUGAUAAAUGA
This is a messenger RNA of Paramecium octaurelia, 4087 nucleotides long. Lineage: Eukaryota; Ciliophora; Oligohymenophorea; Peniculida; Parameciidae. The record is from the annotation of a GenBank genome assembly.